AUGGCACUGAGAGAAAGCAUCAUGAAACAAAUGCAAAUCACUUUUCCUAGUCUAGCAUGGCUUCUGCCAUCUAGAUUGUUCUGGAAGCCAGAUGAAGUUCUUGUGCAAACAGAUAAGAAAAAUUUUUCACUUAACAAUCUGGAAGAAUAUUUUAGGGGUUUAUCAUAUCCAGAAGGCUGGGAGAUGAGAAAAGAUACUGAACCCUACCAACUCCAUUUUCAACCACCAGGAGUUGAAGUCCACUGCUUGUAUGGUGUUAAUGUACCAACAGUGGAAAAGUACUCCAUUUUUCUAGGCGUUACGUUUACUGAUGUACGAGGACGGUUCAAUAAAUACCCGUGUUUGACGACAGAGGGCGUUCCUGACGGAAGUUAAUAGGUAUUAUCAUCGUGUGCUGUCAUCUAUCAAAAGACGGCACAACAAAUUUCAGACUGAUUGAUAGGUUAUAUUGGAUUUGGCAGCCAUUCUAGUAACACGUGUUUCGUGAUUUUCGCUAAGAUGGAAAAAGAGCAGUAUCGUUCGGUAAUUCCCUUUUUGUUUCUGGAUGGGAAAAUAUGCGAGGAGACAAAAGCAAAGUUAGAUGCUAUUUAUGGGGACACUUCGGCAUCUAUCACCACAGUUAGGUAUUGGUCAAAUGAGUUUAAACGUGGGCGAACAUCCGUUUUUGAUGAGGAUCGAC
Acanthoscelides obtectus is the source of this 679-nucleotide messenger RNA. Lineage: Eukaryota; Metazoa; Arthropoda; Insecta; Coleoptera; Chrysomelidae. The record is from the annotation of a GenBank genome assembly.